This is a messenger RNA of Varroa destructor (honeybee mite), 5640 nucleotides long. Its product is annotated as platelet-activating factor acetylhydrolase 2, cytoplasmic-like. The record is from RefSeq and is a predicted model, not a curated record. NCBI's taxonomy places the organism in Eukaryota, Metazoa, Arthropoda, Arachnida, Mesostigmata, Varroidae. Gene Ontology annotation, molecular function: 1-alkyl-2-acetylglycerophosphocholine esterase activity.
UGUCAAAUCCAUUAAUUUCAGUUAAUUCAGUUUACUUUUUAGCUGCUCAACAAACAUCUGCUAGCUCCACGGACCUUACAAUUCUAUGACAGAAUAGCUGGCUACUCAUGAACAACUGUCGUCGUUGCAUGAUAGUUGUACGGAAACACCUACACACCCUCUUUCUAUCGAACGGUUAUGCCCCCUGUGGGCAUUCACGGCACACCCAUCUGUGUCAUAAUGGCAGAUCUUUACCUAAGUCGCCCCUUAACGCUCGCUCGCUGAUCCUUUGAAAGGGAAGGAACAGAUAGGCUGGCCAGUAUACAUAGCACAAUCUGCAUAAUGCAGGCGUUUCUGCGCUGUGAUACCCAACUAUCCUCGCGCCAAGUCGUCGUGAACGGCACCGCUCAUCUUGUUGACUAUUGGCCUCUGCUGUGAGUGUUAACAUCCCUCGUCGCUAUCGUCGUUAUAGCAGCAGCCGACGAGAGCUCCCUCUCCCAAGUGGCGCCAGCUGGGGCAAACAUACGACAGUAGUAGUGGUAGUAGUAGUAGUAGUAGUAGCAGCGGCGAGCCGACUGGGAAGGACCACUGGUGUCUGUGCGACAGACUUCGCUUGCAGCCGGUCGGACACAGUAUCAGUCUGCGAGGAGACCGAUGAAUCCUGCUCCUGCACUCACCUCCUCUUCCUCGUCCGAUCAAACAGGCCAGAGUGAGCUCCCAAACGAACUCGUGAUGAUGUAAACAAAUCGCGUGAGCAUCGGGCAACCAGACAGCAAACUUCCCUGUGCCUGUUGUAGGUAGGGUUUGCUGCCCAGCUUCUGUUUCGACUAUAGUGAAGCAGCGGUGUGACGACCGGAAAAAUCAGCGACAUGACUAGUACGAUUGUUAUUAGGUUAUUUGACCACUGCUACAACGGUUGUGUCUGUUACUAGUUGGUAUAGACGGUUCCGUCAAUUCGCGCUCUCGACUAAUGCGUUUUAUUGAGCCUCUAGGCGACGACAUGGCGUCAGUAUCACUCGAUCGGCGCCCGUUCUAUCGCAAGUAAGCGGCAAUUGGGCUAAUACAACAGAAAUUCUUAGGAGAGCAACAAUACAGCGGAAGACUUAAACCACGGAGGGGAAGAAUUGCAUCGACCGGCGAUAGCAGCACUUGCGUUUUGUGAGUGACAUUUGCUAUCCAAAGGUUCGAUUUUGCCUGGCUUGGACACGCCAGCGUUGGAAGAUUAGGUCACCGUGGUGGCGCCUAGCAUGCAGGACCUCAAUUACAGUGCUAUAAUAGUCGCGAACGAGAUAAUCGUUAUUCGAUAGAUGUGAGUUGGUCUAACAGCGUACGCUGGUUGACUAGGCCGUUGCAAGAUUGGCAUUUAGGUUCGUGUUUUCGGUUAUUAGGACGUUUUUUUUUGCUGCUGGCCAAAGAAGCUACGUUGAAAUCUAUAGGCCGCUCUAUUCGAAAAAAGUGGACGACAAAAUGGAGGACAUUAGAGAAGCGCCCAAAUGACAGUAACAUCAAGUGUUCUAUAAGGCUAACAAUUGUCAGUUUCAUCUUACUCGCAAUGUUGUGACAGGGUGCGGAUCGGGUGCCGGCGGGUAUUUAUAUGGCAUUCCGUUGACGUAGUGGGUAAACCCACCAUAGCCGCAGAGUACCCAUAUUCGAAAGUGGGGCACUCCAGCACACUGUGCAUUCGCAUGAGAAUUGUCCUGGAGUACCUAUACUUUCUUCACUGGCGGAAUUGACCGUUUUCUACAACUGAAUUAAGGAGAGCGCCUAUCACGUGCGGUGAAACGAAUAGUUUUCGUUCGCUUUGCCUCGAAUCACAAUUCAGCUCACGGAAGCAGCGACCGGAGAGAUUCUCAUUAUCGAUGACUAAAAAAUCCCUGAUCCUUUUGCAAGUUGCUGCCGGCAGAUCUACGCGUUAUGGAAUAUUGCGACUCACUGGCGAGGACACAUGUUUUCUACCGAGCGACAUCUUCAACGUACUGCUAUUCAUUGGAACGGUCAAGACGAAUUUUCUGACACUGGCAAAGGCAAAACAACGUAAACGUAAGGCGCGUCGGUCCAAGUCCAGCUUGACAACACAUGUGAUUCCAAUCGCGAUGCAUCGCCGCGGAGUGCGUCGACUAAACAGGAAUAAAGAAAAAGAGUUAAUCCACACUGCAUUAUACUCUCAAAAAGACCUUUCUUCUUCGACUACACCUAUUGUAUGUGACGGCAUCGCGAUACUAGCAACGGCAGUCGGCGCAUAAAAUCAGCCUGCUACCUGGAUUCUGAGUGGUAAAUUGGACUUAACCGUUUGGGUCGAAGAGGAUAUCCACUUUAUCUGUCUAUUGUUGGCGUGAAGCGUGGCCUCGAUGGAGGAUGGGGAACGAGACCGCGAUAAAACGCUUUCAACAGAGGGCAUCAAUCACUUGCCCCUCCCACGUGGUCGGUAUAAGGUAGGCUCCGUAGACAUGUUGAACGGCGUCACUCGGGAUCGAGGCGUCCUCUUCCGUAUCUUUUAUCCGUGCGAUGAAAGGUCGCAUAUCGUGGAGGAUGUCGACCGCAGAACAACCUGGCUACCGCAACCAGAGAAGAAGUAUUCUGAUGGCUAUGCCAAGGUGCACGGAAACCUUACCUAUUUCACGCACAAGAUACUCGGAAAGCAAACAGCGUCCUUAUACGUUCCCGCUACAACGAACGGAAGGCCGGUGCGAGAGAACCGCAACGCAUUUCCGCUGGUGCUUUUCUCACACGAUAUUGGCGAAUGCCGAACUACAAGCUCGUCCCUCUGUAUUGAGCUUGCCUCGCACGGCUGUGUCGUUGCGGCUGUUGAACACAGGGACAAUACGGCCUGCCGGACAUUCUAUGUCGAACGGGUGACAGUAUCGGCUAGCUGCAAUGCGGACGGCGAAGAAGAGGUAGACACUGUUGACGGUGAAAAAUCCCCCAAUAAUCAGACUUGGGAUGAGGAUAGGGAAGAGACGGAUGAGCCGCUUCGCGGCGAAGAAGAGGUUCCAAUGUGCGAAUCUACUCUUGAUGAUGAUGAGGACGAAAGUGAUUGCGGUGACAGCGUCCAAGGAGAGCAGAUCAGCACAAAGGAUGGGCAGCUAAACGAAUCCGCUGAUGAAACUGACACAUCUGCCAAAUUUAGGACAAAGACAUUUGGCCAAAGCAGAACCGUCUGGGUGAACUAUCGAUCGAUUGAGAAAUCGCCAUCGCUCUAUAACAUCCGCCUACGCCAGCUGCACCGCCGAGUGGCUGAGCUGAUCCGCACGCUAAAUUGUCUCGAGAAGAUCAACGCGCGAAAGGCGUGUCGAAACGAGCUGCCGGACAACUGCUCCGCGGCGCUCGCCGGUAUCAUGGACCUGAACCGAGUCACUAUCGUGGGUCGCGGUUUCGGCGGGGCCACGGCCUAUAUGACGCUGCAGAUGGAGGAACGCACGCUGUGUGGGGCGGCUAUCGAUCCACUGAUGUUCGUCAUUCAGACGGACCGCCCCAUCAACGUGUGUCGACCACUUCUGCUCGUUUUGAAUAGCCGACAUACGGCCCGCGAGGACGUCCGCAUUAUCAAAACGAUGUUCCGUAAGACGUACACGACGGCGUACACUCUGUUGGGGUCAGCCAGUGACGCCCAGAGUGAUUUGCCCUUCGUCCGCCAGCCCUCGCUGUGGAGUUCGCUAAGUCUGUCGUGGCCGAUGGUUGCCCCGGGAUCGUUCACGAGUCUUGAUCUCGGGAGCAGCCUGCUUCUUCGGUUCAUGGCAGACAAGUGUAACUUUUGCACUACGUUUAUGGGGCCUAACCGCGAAAAAUAUGAAGACUACGUCCAGCGAAAGUCCAACCUGAUUGAGGCCGGCGUUAAGAUGCCGAGUCGGCUGUUCUCUCGGUAUACGAAUGCAAGAUAAUUGUUGUCGAAUAGAAGUCGCGGGUGACAGGAAAGCGCCAAGAGAAGCAACGAUUUUGUAUGAAGCAACAAUGUGAACACUUACAUGGAACAGAUAUUGAGUAGCUGAGAAAACCAGAUUGUCUAUAGAUCAUCCUAGACCUGUCGCCUAGACGCCGGUGACAAAGCGGACGUUCUUUCUUGUAUCUCCGUAAUCUCUGUAAUCAUCAGGCCAUGUAAAAGGGGUAAGAUUCAGCUGAAAAGGAUAGUCUGCGCUAUCUGUAUAAAGAAUGUGAACGUAAAGUCGGUUUUUCUGGUGGCUGACAGUGUCAUCUUUGCGAAAUCUAGCUGAAACUGCUAAUAAAUAUUAAAGAGUCCCGGGUAUGAAUCGUGCAUGGCUCCGGACCGUUCAAUAUACCGAGAGAGAGAAUGAGGGAAAAUAUGACGGAAAGGAGCAGAAAAAGAAGCGAACAGCGCAUUAGUUUUUGCGGCUUACGGAACAUCUCAUCAUAUCCGAUCAUACUGUAUCUAAAUAUAAAGGCUAGAUACGCACUGCUGGGACACGCGGGCGCACUAAAUACUUGAGACAGACGUAACUAGUAUAUUAUUGACUCCGAAAUAAGCAGAUAUGGGAGUAGAAAUGUGGUCGAGCGUUGAUCAGAAACAGUCCGGUUGGAAUGUGAUAACAUAAAUUGUAAACGCCGCAGUGAUACGUGCUACCUGACAUCUGAAAAAUUUAACAGGAUAUCUGACCAGACUGCAUAAUAAAAUAUCGUUCGUCCCAUAAUAAAACCCUAUACAUUUAGUCGGCCGAAGAUACACUGUAUUCGAUUCCGCAACAGCUGCUCCCUUGCGUGCUACUCUCCUGGAAACAAUUAUUCAUCGCCAGCUACCAACUUGAUAGCGAACUUCAAAUUUCGCGCGUCAGUGCUAUACAAGUCUUAUACGAAAGUACAUCGUUUUUAUUUAAUUUCUUUCAAAUAGACAUGACAUGCUUAUAUAGCUAUCAGACUCACAUACGACACCCACGCCGCUGUUUACUCUAUUGUAAGCCGGAAACACCUAUAAAAGUACUAGUUUAUUUCCUAUCGAAGUUCCAUUGAACGCAAUUAGCAGUUCGUACUACAUGUACUUAAGUUUCUCGUCGAUUAAACUUCGAACAAAGGACAUAGUACAUUCAGUUUACAAGUUGGCCUAAGGCCACAAUAGCCUGCAGGUGACCUUCGCUUACAGAGGGUACAUUUUCAUUGUUAUCUAACAGUUUCAAACAUUGCGAAUUUUGUGAGAGGCUUCACAGAAAACCAUGUGACAGUGAUACUUUUAUCCCUUAGCCUGCAAAUACUGAGCAUAACUUUUCUAUGCAUAUGUAUAUUCGAUCAUACUCCUUUCAACCUAUUAUAUAAAUUAUUAUUUCAUUUUGUCCUCUUCGUUUCUCACUAGAAUGAUACCAGAAGCCUUUCUGUAUCACCCCCUUGAUUUUCCCGUUUACCCCUGACGUGCCCAAUAGAAACUACUGCGAUAGAUUUUGCGCGUGAAAUUUGAAAGCAAGCGGAUAGCGGCCGAAGAUUGGCCGCUAGCAUCGCGACCAUAGGCACCACAUCUAGCCUUGACGCGACUUUAGGUAGCGAAUGAUAUGCACAACAUUUGCCAAUUACUUUUGCGAACCACCCAGGUCUCUCAACAUUUUAUCGUGAUUUCUGCUAUAUACAUACUAUAAGUUACAGGAAUGUAAGCACACACACACGUACAGACUCAGAAGUUAUAUAUACUUCUUUGUUUCGAAAUAUACAAAUUCCUAACAAAAA